Molecule: messenger RNA, 885 nt
Organism: Telopea speciosissima
Lineage: Eukaryota; Viridiplantae; Streptophyta; Magnoliopsida; Proteales; Proteaceae
Product: eukaryotic translation initiation factor 3 subunit K-like
Exons: 8
Coding region: 93-788 (231 amino acids)
Biological process (GO): regulation of translational initiation
Cellular component (GO): cytoplasm; eukaryotic translation initiation factor 3 complex
Molecular function (GO): ribosome binding; translation initiation factor activity
Source: RefSeq, a predicted model, not a curated record
CUCAUUCUGUAGUUCGUCUAUUCUGUUACUGUUUCUGUUUCCCUUCCCGAACGUAGCAGGCUGUGUAACUGGGCGAAUCCCAGAAGUACGCCAUGGGAAGAGAGCGAGAGGUUCCAAAACAGCCGGUCUCGUACACGGUUGAGCAGCUUAUCGCUGUGAACCCAUACAAUCCUGACAUUCUACCUGAUCUCGAAAGCUACGAGAACGAGCAGGUUUCUUCACAAACAUACAGUCUGGAUGCAAAUCUGUGCCUACUUCGACUCUAUCAGUUUGAACCAGAGCGAAUGAGUACCCAGAUUGUCGCACGCAUUUUGGUCAAGGCUCUUAUGGCAAUGCCAGCUCCAGAUUUCAGCCUUUGUCUCUUUUUAAUCCCAGAGCGAGUGCAAAUGGAAGAACAGUUCAAAACAUUGAUUGUCCUCUCACACUAUUUGGAGACAGCAAGAUUCUGCCAAUUCUGUGAUGAGGCAGCAAAGAAUCGCCAUAUACUUGAAGUAGUGCUAGGUUUUGAGCAAGCAAUACAAGCUUACGCAAUUCAUGUCCUUUCCCUGACUUUCCAAAAGGUUCCCAGAGCUGUACUUGCGGAGGCUAUUAACAUUGAAGGCCUUUCACUGGACAAGUACCUGGAACAUCAGGUUUCCAACUGUGGGUGGGCUCUUGAGAAGGGCCAUGGUCGGAGCCAGCUUAUUGUCCUUCCUCGCAAUAAGUUUAACCAGCCGGAGCUAAAGCAAAACACUGCAGAUAGAAUUCCUUUAGAGCACAUUACCCGAAUCUUCCCCAUUCUUGGCUGAUACUAGAAGAGGGAUCUACUUAUAACAUGGUAAUUAUGCAAUUUCUUUUAUUGGUGAUGAAUUAGUUUUUUCUUUAUGAAAUAGAAUAGCGGGAGUA